GACAAACUUAGUCAUAAGAGUUCAGAGUGCUUUAGAUUUAACAAGUUGACUAUAUUAAAACAAGACACAUCAUUCAAACUAUCCAAUCAAUUGUCAGAAAAGAAAAAAAUAUAUAUGAGCUAAUGAAAUCUACUUACAAAAUAUGAUUGGCUAGUAUAAGGAAGAAUAAUAAUUUGUUUAAUCAGUCACUGAUUAUUGUAUAACUUUAAUAAAAUAACCAGAAACCACUAAUUAAAAGUGAUUUUCAUACAAAAGACAAUAUCCAAAAUAGUACCAGAAAUAUGUGUUUUCAGUUUAUGAUUGCAUAAUAUUCAAAUGGAAUAUCAAAUGUUAAACAUACACUAUCUAGUAUCUUUUUAAAUGUAUUUUUUCUUCAAAAAUUUCUAUCAUUAUACAUUGAAUUGUAGUUCAUCAAAUUCAUUGGAAUUAAAACAAAAAUAAGAAUGAAGGUGGAUACAAAUAAAACAAAUGAAAAUAAAUUUAAACAAUGGUUUAAUCGUACUUUCAAAAUGAGUUUAAAACCACCUAUUAGAGAUACAAAAAGUGUACCAACUACACCAAGUAUCAUUGAAGAUGAAAAUCGUCAUAUUUUAAAUUAUACCAUAGACUCUAAAGCAUUGUCUAUGAAAGCUAUAGCAUUUCGUGAUAAACACUGUGGUUUAAAUGAAGCGCCAGAAUUUAUGGGUGUAUUACAGUCAGAAUAUCAUAUAAUGCCGAUACAAAAUAAAGAGAUAUCAUCUAAUCAUGGAAUGAUUUUUGUAUUCGAACCAAUUUUAUUAUAUUGUUAUGUUCAGUCAACUGCACAAGAUGUUGUAUUUAUUUGGCAGAAAGACUCAAUUGAAAUAAAGCCCAGUGAUAGAAUUGAUAUUUUUAGUCAAGAUACUGCAACUCAGCUAAGAAUUAAUUGUCCUAAUUUGUCAGAUAAUGGAGACUAUGAUUGUAUUGCAAUGAAUCCUGAAGGUAGAUGUUCUACACAUACACGCAUUUUUAUUGAAGUACAAGAACCAGAUGAAAAGGUGACAAAUUCCACAUUAUCAGAUCCAAGGAUGGAAGACAAUGUAAAUUUACACGAUAUACAGAAGGAUUCCAGGGAACAUGAUAAUACUUUUAGUUUAGUUAAUGAUCUAAAAAAUUCAUGUAAUCAUAUUUUACGUCAAAGUCCAUUAAGGCGUAUUGGCUUCCGGCGAACAGUAUGUUAUUCAAAAUGUCUAACUGAGACGAAGGAAAAUAACACUUCGAAUAAAAUUAAAGAUCUCUUUUUAAAAUUCAACUCUUUGUCUGAAUGUGAAAAUAUCAUCCUGUUAGAUGACAAACAUAUUGGUAGCAGAAGAUAUCAAGAAAAUAAUAGAGGAUGGAAAUAUAAUUCAUUUCGAUAUUUACGUAAUUAUGAUAUGAAUCAGGCCAAUAACUUUGUACAAUUAUUGGACUUUAAUAAUGGUGAUCAUAAUAACAAUAUUAACGAUAAUGUCCAAAAUAUUUUGUCAGUUAAAGAGCAGAUAAAUUCACAUUAUUCCCAUUCUACAAAAUCAAUUAACAGUCCUGUUCUAAAAGUCAGUCAUACAAAUUCACUGUACAAAGAUGAAAAUAUACCAGUAGAAAAUGUAAUUACCAAAUCGAAUACAUGUAAACGACGCUAUCGAUCUAGCAGUUUGUUAACAAAUGAACAUUCAGAAUUUUUAGAUUAUCUACAAUACUACUAUGAGGAACAACAGCAAGAAAGAAAAAUUACCAAUCAUAAUAAUGAUAUUAAUAAAUCUAGAAUAAGGAAUCGUCAAUCAUAUGCAACAGAUACAUUUUGUUCAGUCAAGAAUAAUGAUCAUUGGAAAUUAUUGCCUAAAACUGUAUUUAACAGAUUAGAAAAAUUGAGUACAUCUAAUCUUCAGAGAACAAAUAGUUCAGGAAUGUCAAAGAGUUCUACUACAUCAAAUAUGAAGUCAAUCAAUGAAUUUUUAUUCACUCCUAAUCAAUUAAAUGUUAAUCAUCUAUCAGCAGCAGGAUCUUCCAUAUCAGAUAUCUUUCUAUCCUCUGGUAGGCAAUCACCUAAAUCAAAAUCAUCACAAAUAUCAUUAAAUGAUAUUGAUUUCUAUCCAAUAAAUAGUAUCAAAUUAAUUGAAGUGAGAAUGUUGAAUACAUCAAGUAAUGAAAAUCCAAAAACUUCUAUCAGUGAUGUUGUACAAGAAAUUGUUAUGCAAUAUGUUGGAUCUUCACAAAAUUAUCAUUCUUCAUUUAGUGAAGAAGAUUUAGACUAUAAAUGCGUGAACAAAACAAACAGUAACAAUCCAGAACAGAUAAAACAAAUGGUUAUAGGUACGAUUUGUCAGUCAAAUGAAAAUCGAAUUAGUACAAAACGAACAAGCCAGGUCCUAGAUAGCAAUAAAGAUAAUGAAACAGUGAUAUGUAAAUUAUCAUCAUUCAAUGAUGGGAAUGGAGAUAUAUCAGAGAUACAAAAACAAACUAGUUUCAGUAUUUCCGAUUGUGAUGAAUCAGGAAACCAAUCAGCUUAUGAAUGUUCGAAAACCACUCACAAUCAAGCUACGAUUAAACAAUCUUCGUUGGGUAUACCAAUAUGUAAUAAUUUAAGAACUGAUAAAAUACACUUUUCAAAGCCAUCUGGUUCUCAUGAUGCUAAUAAAAUGUUAAAGGAUUCCUCAGAAAGUAUUUCACAGACUUUAGAAAAAAUACCAAUUGAACAACCCCCAACAGAACCGGUAAAAAGACGUCCAAAUAUUAGUUCAAUAUUAAUUGACAAAAAGUUGAAAUCUUCACGAGAAUAUAUCAAAGACAAUUUAUCAGUAUCUCCAACUGAAAAGACUACCACAAAUGAUCUGUUAACAGAACCUUAUAAAAGAAAAAUAGGUGAAGAAUACCAGUACCCAGAAAAAGUAAAGCGACUAACGAGAUCAAGGAAAACUAUUAAAGAACAACAUAAACCUUUGAACAGAGAAAAUAAGUUCUUAAAUCAUGAAUUGAAUGACAGUACCUAUCCAAAUGAUAGCCUUAAUGUAUCAGCAACAACUUUUGACGUCAAUAAAGUUGAUUGUGAUAUGAUCAGUAAAUUAGAAACUCCUAUACAGAGCUCAUAUAGUGAUAUUAUUUGCACUUCUAAGGCAAUUAAUAACAGAAAUUCUAACCAUAUGACAGAUGCUUUACAUCCUAGUUCUCAUGAACAUGGUCAGAUGCAUCAAAAUAAAGUAUAUGAACUGAUGCAAAAAUUUGAAAUUUCUUCAAAAACUGCUUGUUUGUCUCCUAGUAAACAAAUUAUUAAUCGUAUAUCACGAAUAAACAAUGAAAACUCAACUAAGCCCGAUGAUUUCAUUGAUAAAGCAUUUUAUAAUAGUAUUGGUGUAGAUAAAAUGAUUACAAAUCAGAUUUUAAAUAAUUCAAGUAAAACAAAUAUACGUUCAAAGACAUCAUCAUCGUCUUCAUCGUCAUCAUCAUCAUCAUCAUCUCCAUCAGCAGCAGCAGUAUCAAUCUCAACCAAUCAGUUUCGGAAAACAUCAGGAAUAAAACAUCAUCCUUUGGCAUCCUCAAAGUAUAACAAUUUAAAAAUAGACAAUAACCAAUGUGGAGUCCAGCUGGAACAACCUGUCCAUCAAUCUACGAAACACCAAUGUAGUAACAAACAUUACGAUGAUAUAACCCACAAUCAUACAAAUGAUCAGACCAUAGGGAUUUCGAAAUCUGUAAACUCAACAUUUACUGAAAAAACUUUUACACAAAAUAUUACUGAGGGAAAUAUGGAUUCAUCAAAACCUAAUCUAAAAAAAUAUUCAGCAUACACACGUGAAGAAUUUAAAGAGACCCAAAGUAAAGUAAUCAAACGUGAAGCCUAUGUUAAUACGAAAAAGAUAACACCAGAAGAAAAAGCAUCAGGAUUACCAACAAAGACAUCAGAAAACAGAUUAAUGUGUCAAACACCUUUGUCUAAGAAUCCACCAUUGAUGGAUGAUACAUUAAAGUCAUCAAACUUUCCGUCACUGAAACCUGUGGAACAAUCUAACACACCGGUUUCUCUUCGCAAUAAAAGUAUUUCAGAUCAUUCAAAUGUGAAAUGUACCAGCGUAGAAAGCUCCCUAACAUCAAAAUCAGAUCAAACUGAGUCCAUUGACUAUCCUCUAAAAAUCAACACUAUCAAAAAUGUAAAUCCUACAGAUCAUUAUGAAGAGAUUGCAGUGCUUGGUUAUGGUACAUAUGGACGUGUAAUUAAAUGUUUAGAGAAAAAAACUGGAAAUAUAUUUGCUGCUAAAAAGUUUAAAAUUUUACGACUUAAACGAUAUCAAGGUGAAUUAAUGGAAGUUGCAGUAUUACGUACUAUUGGUAAACAUCCACAAAUAGCUCAUUUACAUGCUGCAUAUGAAUAUAAUUUACAUUGUACAUUAAUUACAGAAUUUGUUCCAGGUGGUGCUCUUUACAACAGAAUAGAAAAAGAGGGUUCUUUAGACGAAGCAAUAACUGUGAGUAUAAUCCGUCAAAUUCUUCUCGGUUUAAAGCACUUACAAAAUUGUUCAGUAAUUCAUCGUGACUUGAAACCAGAAAAUUUAAUGAUGGUACAAGCAAGUGGUUAUCGAUUAAAAAUUAUUGAUUUUGGCCUCGCUGUAUUUUAUCAAAGUAAUCAAUGUACACCUAUCCCAGCUGGUACAUUAACAUAUAUAGCACCUGAAACACAAAAUUGUGAUCCACAAUCAUAUACUACAGAUUUGUGGAGUGUUGCUGUAAUUGCAUAUGAAAUCCUUGCAGGUAUCACACCAUUCGAAAUUCCACAAGAUGGUUGUCGUGAUCGAAUUCUCACUAAUCAAGAAAUAUCUCUUAAUAUUACACAUGUCAGAUAUGAUUUUGACGACCCUGGAAUAGUGGAUGUUUCGAAUGAGGCGAAAGACUUUAUCAAACAAAUUUUAGUUCGAGAUCCUAAGAAAAGACCAUCAGUAGAUCAGUGUUUAAGUCAUCCAUGGAUGGCAAUGCGUGAAGAAGACAGGCCACUUGUAAAAAGAACAGUUUCAUUGUUUCGUCAUAGUACACGAAAAAAACCUAAAGGUUAUCGAAUUAAAACACAAACAACUCAAAAGUAUGAUCCACAUAAUUCAGCUGAUCCUGAAAUAAUUGAAUAAACAUAUUAUCAAAUUUAAUUAUCUCAGAUUUACAAACUACAGAAUUAAACCUUCUUUUCUUGUUUAAAAUCUUACAUGUUUUUUUUAAAUUAUAUUAAGGAAAACAAAAUUAUUGGCGUUUAACUUAAUAAAUGUAAAAUAAAUUUAAUUGAACUUCAUAUUCUGGGGAUUAUUUUAUUGAAAGAAAUACACAUUGUAUUGUAUACAUCUUCGUCUAGAUUACUUAAGCUUACUGAACAUUUUUUUUCAGUACUUCUUGUUUUACUAAUAUCAAUGUUUUCUUUCAAAAAAAAACCCAACAAAACAGAACAAAAUGAACUUCUAAUGUAAAAGAUAAUUUUCAGACAUUGAAACAAUGGUACUCUAAAUACAAAGGAUGAUCAGUUAUUAAUGGC
Molecule: messenger RNA, 5500 nt
Organism: Schistosoma rodhaini
Lineage: Eukaryota; Metazoa; Platyhelminthes; Trematoda; Strigeidida; Schistosomatidae
Source: the annotation of a GenBank genome assembly